Messenger RNA from Rangifer tarandus platyrhynchus (Svalbard reindeer), 1542 nucleotides. Lineage: Eukaryota; Metazoa; Chordata; Mammalia; Artiodactyla; Cervidae. The record is from the annotation of a GenBank genome assembly.
AUGGGGGACUGGAAUUUCCUUGGAGGCAUUCUGGAGGAGGUUCACAUCCACUCCACCGUGAUUGGAAAGAUGUGGCUCACCAUCCUGUUCAUAUUUCGAAUGCUUGUUCUGGGUGUAGCAGCUGAAGAUGUCUGGAAUGAUGAGCAGUCUGGCUUCAUCUGUAAUACAGAACAACCUGGCUGCAGAAAUGUAUGCUAUGAUCAGGCCUUCCCUAUCUCCCUCAUUAGAUACUGGGUUUUGCAGGUGAUAUUUGUGUCUUCACCAUCCCUGGUCUACAUGGGCCAUGCUUUGUACCGACUAAGAGUUCUGGAGAAGGAGAGGCAGAUGAAGAAGGCGCAACUGAGAGGUGAACUGGAGGAGGUAGAGCUUGAAACACCUGGGGAUCGGAGGCGACUGGAGGAAGAACUGUGUCAGCUGGAGCAAAGGAAAGUAAAUAAAGUUCCACUCAGAGGAACCUUGCUUUGCACUUAUGUGAUACACAUUUUCACUCGCUCUGUGGUUGAAGUUGGGUUCAUGAUUGGACAGUAUCUUUUAUAUGGAUUUCACUUAGAGCCUCUAUUUAAAUGUCACGGCCACCCAUGUCCAAAUACAAUAGAUUGUUUUGUCUCUAGACCCACAGAAAAGACGAUAUUCCUAUUAUUCAUGCAAUCCAUAGCGACUGUUUCACUUUUCCUAAAUGUUUUAGAAAUUUUCCAUCUAGGUUUUAAAAAGAUUAAAAGAGGGCUUUGGGGACAAUAUAAAUUGAAGGAUGAACAUAAUGAAUUUUGUACCAAGUCAAAACAAAACCUUGCCAAAUAUCAAAACACAUCUGCAAAUUCACUGAAACGACUCUCUUCUGCACCCGAUUAUAGUCUGUUAGUGGACAAGCAAACACACACAGCAGCGUAUCCUAGUUUAAAUGCCUCUGCAUUUCAGACAGAUCCUGAUAACCAUAUUGGAAAUGAUGACAAAGGCAUUUUGGAUGAACAGGAAACUCUACUUUCUGAGAUGUGCACAUUUAGUACGGCCUGUGGUCAUCUUCAAAAUAUCAGCUCAAGUAAUAAAGAAGACACUCAUAAACUAUCUGGAAAAGAAGUUAAUGGUAACCAGUUGAGGGGAAAAAGAGAAACUGAUGGCAAAGACAGCAAAAGAAAUCACUACUUUAAAGGUCACUGUUCUAGUCCAGGUGAUGCUAUAGAGCUUAACAACCACGUGGGACAGUCACCCCAAACAGCUUUCUCUCUGCCAGCUAACUGCACCUGGAAACGGAAGUGGCCCCGGGCUACCCGGGGUCCCUCUGCAGAAAAUGAAAACCAGGCAUUACCUCCUCAAGGUAACCUCAAGGGCCAGCUCAGGGAGAGCACAACCAGAACCCUUCCUCCUUCACAGGGAGACUUUCAACCACCUGACAUUCCAGACACCCCUGAUUCUUUGGGAGGGCUGUCCUUUGAAUCCGAGUUGGUCAGAACCUGCAGUAACCCUACUGCUUGUACUCCAAAUCAUUUAGUGUCACUGACAAACAACCUCAUUGGAAGGCGGGCUCCCACAGACCUUCAGAUCUGA